AUCAAGCAACCGUCCGUUCUCCAGCCACACCCGCAAAGCAAAGUCAAGCGCUCGUUUCUUCCGCGCUCAUCUCUCUCUCCAGCCAUCAUCAUCGGUUCGAUUUCCCCGAAUUUCUCAGAUCACAUCGCCUGAGAAGGAGGAGGAAGAGGAGGAAGAAGAAGAAGAUGCAGCAGCAGCAGCAGCAGCAAGAGAACGGUUGCGGAUUCAUGUCGUGCGAGAAGCUGGACAGGAUGGCCAAUUGGGUGGGCGCCAGCGUCGCCUCCGCCUUCUUCGCCUCCCUCGAGCGCUGCUCCUGCAUCAACCUCAGCACCACCGACCUCGACGACGACGACGAGUCCAAGGACCACCGCCCCCUCAUGCUUACCAAGCCCAUCUCUCACGAUCCCCUCGCCGCCGCCGCCGCGGGCGGCAAUUCCGCCCCCUCCCCCGCCCCCGCCCCCGCUCCCGCCCCCUGCCUUUCUAAUUAGCUUUGGUUCCCCCUCCGAUCGAUUGUGCUUACAUCCUCCGUUCAAAAGGGUCGUUUCCUGUUGAAUUAUUGGGGACAAAUAAACGAGAAAGAUGUGAUUUUUUUGCUUUGUCUGAUGCUCGUCGUCGUCAAGUCUUGUGUAGAUAGAGAGCUGUGGGCUUUCGGGCUAUCUAGAUAGAUGUCCUUGGUUGCUCGUCAACCUGGAAAUUGUUAUAUAUGCUGUGUUACGAUUCGGCCCGGAACUGGAUGUUGCUGCUAGAUUUCUGCCCCUAAAUGGAUGAGAGCUGAAUCGACUGCUCGUGUAUAUUCAGAAUCUUGACAAUUGAGCUUAAAUGCUCGCUAAUUAUUCUCAGAUGGGUAGCCGUCUGGAUUUGAAUUUA
Molecule: messenger RNA, 846 nt
Organism: Syzygium oleosum
Lineage: Eukaryota; Viridiplantae; Streptophyta; Magnoliopsida; Myrtales; Myrtaceae
Exons: 1
Coding region: 165-467 (100 amino acids)
Source: RefSeq, a predicted model, not a curated record